AUGAUUCAGGAUUGCGGUUUUUUGGAAUUUCCCUAUCUUGGAGACUACCUGUCAUGGAGGGGCUGGCGGGAUAAAAAGCCGAUUCGGUGCCGGUUGGAUAGGGCUCUCGGAACUGAGGAGUGGCAUGACCAGUAUCUGGAUACGGUGACGGAAUACUUGCCUAUGAUCGCCUCGGAUCAUAAACCGUUGGUGGUGAGUAUUGGGGCUAAGCGACCACGUGGUCGUCGAUGCUUUAUGUUUGACAAGCGUUGGAUUGUCACCAAAUUAGGGAACUGUCGUCGCGCAAUAUCGCAGUGGCGGAAAGAGCAGGUUCCUUAUGGGCGGGAAACGAUAGAGGAUCUUAAAAGGAAACUGGAGGUGGCGCAGGCUGAUGAUUCGGUUGGACAGGAGGUCCUGUCGGACCUAACAUCCAGAUUACGUGAGGCCUACAGGGACGAGGAGAUUUAUUGGUACCUUAAGAGUCGGAACCGUUGGAUGAGGGUGGGCGACAAAAAUACAAAGUAUUUUCAUGCACAAACAAAGCAGCGGCGGGCUAGGAAUCGAAUAGUUGGCCUGUAUGACAGGAAUAAUGUUUGGUCUACGAAGGAUGAUGAUAUUUGCAAGACGGCAGUCUCAUAUUUUGAGGAUCUUUUUACUUCGAUUUCCCCGGAUUCCUUUGAGGAAGCUUUAAGUGAGAUUGAGGGGGUUAUUACGGAGGAGAUAAAUGACCGUUUAACGGCUCCAGCAACAGAAGCAGAGGUCCGCAAGGUCCUGUUUAUGAUGCACCCAGAUAAAGCUCCGGGUCCGGAUGGUAUGACUGCUUUGUUUUUCCAGAAGGCUUGGGGGGUGGUCAAAGCAGACCUGGUCUCCACGGUUAAUCAAUUUUUUGAGGAGGGGGUUUUUGAUAGGAGCUUAAAUCGGACGAACUUGUGUCUUAUUCCAAUGGUGGCCAAGCCGACCCGGAUGACAGAGUUACGUCCGAUUAGCCUAUGUAAUGUGGGGUACAAGAUCAUUUCCAAGAUCCUGUGCCAACGGUUGAAAUUGGUGUUACCAAAGCUUAUCUCGGAGACUCAGUCUGCUUUUGUGCCCGGUAGACUAAUAUUGGAUAAUAUUUUAAUUGCCCAGGAGAUGUUCCAUGGCCUCAGGACAAAUCCAUCCUGCAAAGGGAAGUUUAUGGCAAUUAAAACGGAUAUGAGCAAGGCUUAUGAUAGGGUUCAGUGGGGUUUUGUGGAAGCUCUGCUAAGAAAAAUGGGUUUCUCGGGUGAUCCAUUAUCUCCCUAUCUUUUCAUUCUCUGUACAGAAGUUCUUAUUGCUAAUAUUCGGAAGGCGGAGAGGGAGAAACGAAUCACGGGGAUCAAGGUGGCUAAUAAAUGUCUGGCUAUCACGCAUUUGUUGUUUGCGGACGAUAGUCUGUUUUUUUGCCGGGUAGACAAGGAUCAGUGUGGGGUCAUUCUGGACAUCUUAAAACAAUAUGAGGCGGUCUCCGGGCAACAGAUUAACUUCGAUAAAUCUUCCAUUCAAUUUGGUCACAAGGUCGAGGAAGGAGUCAAACGUGAGGUGCAAGAGGUGCUCGGUAUUUUGAAUCUGGGUGGGAUGGGAUCGUACUUAGGGAUACUGGAGAGUCUGGGAGGAUCCAAAACGAAAGUUUUCUCUUACGUUCGGGAUCGUUUGCAAAACCGUACAAACGGGUGGACAGCGAAACAACUGUCCAGAGGAGGGAAAGAAGUUAUGAUAAAGUCUGUCGCCACUGCGUUGUGGCGUCUGAUUGAGGCCCCGGAGUCCCUUUUUGCACGGGUUUUUAAGGGCAGGUAUUACAGGAACUCAAAUCCUAUGGAUCCUAUUUGUUCUUACUCUCCAUCCUAUGUGUGGCGGAGUAUUGUUUCAGCUAGAUCUUUGGUCAACAAAGGGCUCAUUAUACGGGUUGGCUCUGGUGAUUCCAUUUCUAUAUGGACUGAUCCAUGGAUUCCAGCUCAAUCCCCAAGACCAGCUGUGAGCAAGGGACCUUUACAGGACCCUUCUCUGAAAAUUUCACAUCUUAUUGACCGUCAAUCUAAUUUUUGGCGUCUUGAUAUGCUCUUUGAGCAUUUUCCCCCGGAGGAGGCUGUUUUGAUCAGGGCUAUACCUUUGGGUAGUUCUCAAACGGAUGACUCGUUGGGUUGGCACUUUACAAAAUUAGGAAAUCAGGCGAAUUUACGGUGGCAAGGCAUUGCUUGUGACUCGGGGUGUGCCCGUUGUGGGGCGGAUGAGGAAACGGUAAAUCAUGCUAUUUUUCGAUGCCCACCAGCUCGACAGGCUUGGGCUUUAGCUCAGGUACCGGUUGGGGAGGUUUCUUUCCCCACGACCUCUAUAUAUGCAAAUGUGGAUCACUUUUUGGGCACUGACAACCCGGGUGCUCAGGUUGCGGCUUUCCCCUGGAUUAUGUGGUAUAUCUGGAAGGCACGGAAUGCUCGGGUCUUUGAGAAUGUCGUAGAAAAGCCAGAGGAGGUUGUUCGGAUAGCGGUAGGGGAAUCAACCACUUGGUUACAGGCUCAAAUAGAGGAGGAGGUAGAGGAUCAACUCGGGAAUUCACGUGUCUCUACUGCUAGGGAGAUAGGACGCGCAAGAUCGCUGCCCACUGCCUCUUCGGGUUACAGGUGUUUAGUUGAUGGGUCUUGGAAAUUGGGAGACGUUUACGCGGGUGCAGGUUGGGUGUGUUCAGCCGCUAUGGAUGGGUCGAUGAUUAAAGGAGCCACCAAUUUCUGUCAGAGUCUUUCCCCAUUGCAUGCAGAAGUAGAAGCCUUUGUUUGGGCUAUGCGCUGUAUGAUUGGACAUGAUUUUCGAGAAGUAGCUUUUUAUACAGAUUGCUCAGACUUGGUGAAGAUGGUGUCUUCCCCUCAAGACUGGCCGGCGUUCAAGACUUAUCUCGAUGACAUCGUUUUGGAUAGGGAGGAGUUCACGUCUUUCUCCCUUUCUUUGAUCCCAAGAAGUGUUAAUGUUAGUGCGGAUUCUUUGGCACGCCAAGCGCGUACUUCACCGCAACAUGUUUUAUUUGUAGACUCUUUUCCUUCGCAUUGGCUCAUAUGA
This is a messenger RNA of Camelina sativa (false flax), 3042 nucleotides long. The record is from RefSeq and is a predicted model, not a curated record. NCBI's taxonomy places the organism in Eukaryota, Viridiplantae, Streptophyta, Magnoliopsida, Brassicales, Brassicaceae.